Trichomonas vaginalis G3 is the source of this 1473-nucleotide messenger RNA. RefSeq lists its product as uncharacterized. NCBI's taxonomy places the organism in Eukaryota, Parabasalia, Trichomonadida, Trichomonadidae. The record is from RefSeq and is a predicted model, not a curated record. Bases 1 to 1473 code for a protein of 490 amino acids. The transcript has a single exon.
AUGAUUGAUUACAAGACAGAACUAUCCAACUUUGAGAUUGAAGGCAACUGGACAUUUGCAAAAGCACCGCAGUUAAUUCAAUAUGAGCCUGAUGUUCUCUUUGAAGAUUCAUCUCUUGCAGGAUUUCCUGAUUAUUUAAACGCAAAACUUCAAGAAAUUAACCAAUAUGUCAAUGAUAGAGAUGGAAACUCUCUAAACUCCACUCUUUUUGAUCUUCUACAGACAUUUAAUGAAAUUUUGCCUCAAGUCAGUAAAGAAAAAGUAAAUCUCGGCUCACUUGUUGAUGUUUUAUCAGAGAAUAUGUUUACAGAUCUAAUAGAUAUAAUCGGAUCUUCCAAGAUACCUUCAAAUAUCUCGAUUUUAUUAAAAAUUAUUAUUCGAUUAUCCAAUUUCAAACCAUUAGCUGAAUAUAUUUCGAAGUCCAACUUAAUGGAAAUGUUACCCGAACUAUUUAUCGGUUGCAAAGAUCAAGAUGGAUACAAUUUUGCAACAUUAUUAUUCAUUUACAUUCCAAUUUACUCUAAAAUCGAUGAUGGCUUAGACAGGAUCGUGGAAUUACUUCAGCCAACUACAGAAGCAAUGCAAGAUAAGAUGGGAAUCAACUGGGCUCUUGAUUUUUUGUAUUACGUUGUGAAAUACGCAAAAACUGUUGAUUAUGAGACAAUUCUUAAUAUAUUACCGUUCAGAUUAUGUAUCCCUAAAGAUAAUGAAUCAAAACAACGUUUUCAUUGGAUUCUCAAGUUUUCAACAACAAUUCUUUUGAAAUCCAGCAAUUUAUUUAGUGUUUUCACUGAUAUUGGAGCAUUCUCUUUCAUUUACGAUCAAUCUAUUAUGUUCUUUAACAAAAAUGGCGAAGAACUCUAUGAUGACAUCAAAAUUUCCAUAAUUCGAUUCCUUGCUUUAUGUAUUUUCAUAACAAAUGAUAGUGAAAUUGCCAAACUAGCAUUAAAUGUACCAUGUGCCGAGGUUAAAAGGCUUUUCCUUAAGGAAACAUUUACAAAUAAGGAAAGAAAUGUCGUAUUAAAGUUCUUUGCUGAGAUUUCAAGGUUAAUACCAACUGAAUUCUAUAAUUGGUUUGAUGGUGUUAAUGAAUUCCAUCCUUUUGUUGCUGAUAUCCUUGAAAAUUAUUCAAAUAAUGAAAAAUCUAUUGUAAUUAGUAUCAUUUUCAACCUAGCUGAUUCGCAACUUAGUUCUGAUAUAUAUGGUAUGAUGUUUGAGCAUCCUGAUAUCAUAGAUGCUGGUGCAGCUCUUUAUGAAAUGUCUGAUCAAAAUUUCCAGAUGAAAUUUGUUGAUAUUCUUUGUACGAUAACUGGAACAUAUAGAACUCAGAUCACUGAUGAGUUAGUAGCUAUCAUUUCUGAUAAUGAUGUUAUAGAAAUGCUUUUAGACUCCGAUUUAGCAUCAAACCCUGAUUAUGGAGUUAAGAUCUCUCAAAUUGCAGAAGUAUUUGACGAACUGACUCAAACUCCAUGA